Messenger RNA from Pelobates fuscus (common spadefoot toad), 1029 nucleotides. RefSeq names its product glutathione peroxidase 1 (gene GPX1). NCBI's taxonomy places the organism in Eukaryota, Metazoa, Chordata, Amphibia, Anura, Pelobatidae. Gene Ontology annotation, biological process: glutathione metabolic process; response to selenium ion; hydrogen peroxide catabolic process. Gene Ontology annotation, cellular component: mitochondrion; cytosol. Gene Ontology annotation, molecular function: glutathione peroxidase activity. The record is from RefSeq and is a predicted model, not a curated record. The transcript has 2 exons.
CUGCCGGCGCCAUGUAGUCCUGUCUGAGAGCUGCUGGAGUGAUGGCUGUGCGUACUGUCUAUGAGUUCUCCGCCCGCCUGCUGGGCUCAGGGGAGAUCCUCAACUUCUCCCGUUUUAAGGGGCAAGUGCUGCUCAUAGAGAAUGUAGCAUCGCUCUGAGGGACGACGGUUCGGGAUUACACCCAGAUGAGUCGUCUGCAGAGCACACACGGCCCCAACGGGCUGCAAGUGCUCGGCUUUCCCUGCAACCAGUUCGGACACCAGGAGAAUACCAACAACCAGGAGAUCUUGAACUCUCUGAAGUAUGUCAGACCUGGAGGUGGAUACGAGCCCAAUUUCCCAAUUUUCGAGAAGUGCGAGGUGAACGGUGAAAAAGAGCAUCCCCUCUUCACCUUUCUGAAAGAGCAACUUCCAUAUCCCAGUGAUGAUUCUGUGUCUCUCAUGGUGGACCCCAAGUGCAUUAUCUGGUCUCCGGUGAGGCGGAACGAUAUCUCUUGGAACUUCGAGAAGUUCCUUAUUGGGGCUGAUGGCGUUCCAUACAAAAGAUACAGCCGCCGAUUUGAAACAGUUAACAUCCAGGCGGACAUUGAGAAGUUGCUAAAUGAGAAGUCAAAGUAGAAUGAGUAGCAAUGUCUGUGCUGCAACGUGGCUAAAAAAACACUCCAUUUGUUUUGUGCAAUAUAGUGCUAAAACAUUGCAAAAAUGUAAUAUUGCUCCCGCCUGGCGUUUCUGUUAAACUGACAUUUUUGAGUGAAGCUAUAAUUUGUUAUAUCUGACAUUGCAGCCAGACUUGGCAUCACUUCUGAAGUUUCACUUCUUCUUGUGGUCUUUCUUCUCGUGCUUCCUGCGCUGGCUUCUGUCACCUCCUCUGACUCUUACUCAUGAUGCCUUUCCUUGAAACGUGUAGAGGAAGGGUUGAUGUACCUUGUAAGUGGUCAGUGGGAGAGCAGUUAGUUUAGCAAAGGUGAGCAGAGAGAAAGGUUUAUAAUUUACUAAUAAAACUUAUUGUGGAAAAAAUGCAGUCUUGUUU